Molecule: messenger RNA, 2286 nt
Organism: Trypanosoma cruzi
Lineage: Eukaryota; Euglenozoa; Kinetoplastea; Trypanosomatida; Trypanosomatidae
Product: ubiqitin hydrolase, putative
Exons: 1
Coding region: 1-2286 (761 amino acids)
Biological process (GO): protein deubiquitination
Molecular function (GO): cysteine-type deubiquitinase activity
Source: RefSeq, a predicted model, not a curated record
AUGCCAGAUCUUACAUCGAUAAUGAACGGGAGGGAGGAAGAGGGGAAUGAGAUGCAUGUUGUUUCAUUGCGAACUACGCCUGCAUCCGCACCCCUCUUUGAGACUCCAUUCAUUCUCUGUCCUUUAGUAAAUUUGGGUAACACAUGUUACUUUAACGCUGGUGUGCAGCUUUUUGCGAACUGUAUCCCAUUUGUAUACGGUCUGAGGAAUUCUCCAUUUCGGCAUCCCUUCCUUGGCUCCCGCGCCCUGAAGUACUGUCGUACUGGAGGAAAGGCUUCCCAAGCAUUGUUUCAGGCCUUUGCAGAACUUUUAUAUGACAUGGAAUUUGCACGACUUGGGCAGGGUGAGGCUCUUUCGCCACUGAAGGCGCUAGACUGCUUGGCGGCUGUUCACCCUGCCUUUGAGGGUCGUGGUCAACAGGACUGCCCAGAGAUGGUGAAUGUCCUCAUUGCCAACCUGUCAGAGGAGGGAAGACAAAAUGUGGAGUUGGAAGCGUUAUUGUGUUCCUUUGAAGAAGAUGCCCUCACACGUGCGGCUUCUGAUGCUGUGUUAGUGGAUGUUGUCGGUCGUGACAAUAUACCCAACUCACACUCCACCGUGGGUAUGGAUUUUCGAUCUAUGCCGCAUGAGCAUCCCACUGGGGUACUCAUUAAUGAAGAGACGUUAAAACUAUGCAGUCAUUCUGUAACGGAUAAAGAAGAAAAAAUUGAGAUACCGUCAUCGUUUCUCUUUGCUGGGAAACCCAAUAUGCUGUCCUUUAAUUUUCCAGGUAGCUGGUGGACCUACAAUACGUUUCAACUCAUGCAAACAGUGAACCAUGACAAUGAGCAGCUUGAUCGCAAAGAGAGGGCCAGGAAGGAUAGGCCACAACAGAAUACAUUUUGUCCACCAAAGUUACACUAUAACAGUGUGACGGAUUGUUUUACUGGGUAUAUGUUAUCGGAGGUUCAGUGUCAUACAUGUAAUAGCACCUCCCGUAUCGUUGAGGAAUUUUCUUCUCUUACCAUUGAUGUUUCAUCUUACAGCCAACGCAUGCAGUAUGCCCGGAGACAUCCAGAAGCGCGAUGUUCCGCGGAGCAACGACCUUUCAUGCAACAGAAGAGCCGUGGGCCGCUUCAAUGGUGGAACCCGUUUGUUUGGAUUGGUGCAUUGACCCGUUUUUUCUUUAGCUUCUUUAAGGGUUUUUCAGAUUACAUUGAUUACCCCAUCACCUUGAAGGAGUGCCUUGAUAUUCACUUCGAGCCUGUGGUCCUGAAGGGAAGUAACAGUUAUCAUUGUGCCUCGUGCAAUAACGUAUCGGAAGCCACUAAACGCGAAUUUCUUCUCUCCCUUCCAGAGUAUUUACUUCUGCAGAUGAAACGCUUUGAAUAUGGGACGUGUUUUAAUACAAAAAAAACGGAUCCUGUUAUAUUUCCCGUCUCUUGGGAUAUUGGAGAAGCUGGUGAUGCAGAUGUGCUGCGUCUUGAUGAUUACAUGCAUGAGAGCGUCAUGAGAAAUAUGGCACCUUCCGUACCGUGUCGGUCCAUUAUAAGCACAGACAUUUGUACAGAUGCAAUAGAGAACAUGACGAAUCCAAUGCAUACGCAACAAGUAGAUAGCCCUAUCAGUGAGAGUAUGGAAGGGGCAUACACGGAGAUGCAGUCUCCGAUUUACACGUACACAUUAGAAAAUGUUGUGAAUCAUCAUGGAUCUAUCAUGGGUGGGCACUAUACGGUCUACGCACGCAAAAAAACGGAGGAGGAAAAUGUAUGGUUGUCUUUAAAUGACGAGGAAAUCACUCGUGUGGGUGUCAAUGAGGUUGCCGAUUCAGAAGAAUAUCUUUUGCUUUACAAGAAACAGCCACUUCAACCCCGCUCAGAAGCUGUUCUGACGCUCCGUCGCAAGGCGCAAAGCCUCCUUUCGCUCCCACCGUCCGAUGGGGAAGUAUUACUGAAGGAAGAAUUCACAGACAGGCAUGAAAAGAGGGAUGCAAAAGGAAAGAGGGUGGUGUAUAUUUCCCGCCCUUGGUUACAACGGAUGGCUUUCAUGGAGGAGCCAGGGCCCAUUCUUAAUCGACUAUGCUACUGUAUAGGAGAGGAUCAAGGCCACAAGGCAAACUCGAGGCAAGAAGUGGAAGGAUCACAUAAUCGGAUAUGCCGAAUGAGCCAUGGUCCUCCUGUGGAGUGGUUUUAUGUCCCGUUACGGUGUGACGAGUAUGAUGCCUUCUAUAAAAUGUACGGAGGCAAUACGGCACUGACGCAGAGGGAGUAUGAAGAAUUGUAUGAGGCUCAGCAUCAAGUAGCAUAG